Messenger RNA from Amaranthus tricolor (Joseph's coat), 1930 nucleotides. RefSeq names its product catalase-2. Gene Ontology annotation, molecular function: catalase activity; heme binding. Gene Ontology annotation, cellular component: cytoplasm; plasma membrane; peroxisome. The coding region runs from base 177 to 1655 and encodes 492 amino acids. The transcript is spliced from 8 exons. Gene Ontology annotation, biological process: response to hydrogen peroxide; hydrogen peroxide catabolic process. The record is from RefSeq and is a predicted model, not a curated record. NCBI's taxonomy places the organism in Eukaryota, Viridiplantae, Streptophyta, Magnoliopsida, Caryophyllales, Amaranthaceae.
GAACUACAAAAAAUUAUCCAGCACUGACUAUACGUCACACAUUUUAAAUAUACAAACCAUUUUCGCCAUCAAAAUUUGCGUAAUUGUGCUGGCCACAUUUCCUCUUCAUCUUUAUCUCUAAAUAAAACCUUCUUCUUUCUUGUCCUUGACAUUAGCAAUUUCUCCUUUAUCUCACCAUGGAUCCUUACAAGUUUCGUCCAUCAAGUGCAAACAAUUCUCCAUACUUUACCACCAAUUCUGGUGCACCUGUAUGGAACAACAACUCUUCUAUGACUGUGGGCACCAGAGGCCCCAUUCUGUUGGAGGAUUAUCAUCUGGUGGAAAAGCUUGCCAACUUUGAUCGAGAGCGUAUCCCAGAACGUGUUGUUCAUGCCAGGGGAGCCAGUGCAAAGGGAUUUUUUGAAGUUACUCAUGAUGUAUCUCACCUAACAUGUGCUGAUUUCCUGAGGGCUCCCGGUGUUCAGACACCCAUCAUUGUUCGUUUCUCCACUGUUAUUCAUGAACGUGGAAGUCCUGAAACUCUCAGGGACCCUCGUGGUUUUGCUAUCAAGUUCUACACCAGAGAGGGGAACUUUGAUCUGGUGGGGAACAACUUCCCCGUAUUUUUUAUCCGUGAUGGAAUGAAAUUCCCCGAUAUGGUGCACUCCCUCAAGCCCAAUCCUAAAUCCCACAUCCAAGAGAAUUGGAGGAUCAUGGAUUUCUUCUCUCAUCAUCCUGAGAGUUUGCACAUGUUCACUUUCCUCUUUGAUGAUAUUGGUGUCCCUCAAGACUACAGGCACAUGGAUGGCUCUGGUGUUAACACAUAUACUUUGGUUAACAAGGCUGGAAAGGUCCACUAUGUGAAGUUCCACUGGAAGCCAACAUGCGGAGUAAAGUCCUUGUUGGAGGAAGACUGCGUCAAAGUCGGAGGAGCUAACCACAGCCAUGCUACUCAGGACCUUUAUGAAUCAAUUGCAGCCGGAAACUAUCCUGAAUGGAAAUUCUACAUUCAGAUAAUAGACCCAGCUGAUGAAGAUAAAUUUGACUUUGACCCAUUAGAUGUUACAAAGACAUGGCCUGAAGACAUUUUGCCGCUGAUUCCUGUGGGACGUCUAGUCUUGAACAAGAACAUUGACAACUUUUUCGCUGAAAAUGAGCAGCUGGCCUUUUGCCCAUCUAUUGUUGUUCCUGGGAUCCACUACUCAGAUGACAAGCUGCUUCAGACUAGGAUUUUCUCAUACUCAGAUACACAAAGACACCGUCUUGGUCCCAACUAUCUGCAACUUCCCGUUAAUGCCCCCAAGUGUUCUCACCACAACAACCACUACGAUGGUUUCAUGAACUUUAUGCACAGAGAUGAGGAGAUUGAUUAUUUCCCAUCGAGAUAUGAUCCUGUUCGUCACGCUGAGAGAUAUCCCAUUCCUUCAAACGUCUUGAAUGGAAGGCGUGAAAAGCAAGUCAUUGCAAAGGAAAACAACUUCAAGCAGCCAGGAGAAAGAUACAGAUCAAUGGACCCAGCAAGGCAAGAGAGAUUUAUUUGCCGAGUGGUUGAUGCUCUAUCUGAUCCUCGUGUCACCCAUGAAAUUCGCAGCAUUUGGGUUUCUUACUGGUCUCAAGCCGACAAGUCUUUGGGUAUGAAGAUAGCAAGUAGACUGAAUGUGAGGCCAACCAUGUGAAGAUGAUCGAGAAUCUCGAUGCAUGAAUGCAUCAUUGGGGAUGAAGAUGAGGACAACUAUACUAAAACUAGUAAUAUCUAAGUUACUUCAUGCAUAAAAAACACCAAAAAAUGCUGUUUGUUUGUGGUUGUGGAGUAUAGAACAUACGUAAGUUUUAAGUUGCCGUUGUUUGUGUUACAGACUUGCAGCACUAUUAAAGCAUGUAUUCUGUAAUCUCAUUUUGUUUCCUAUUAAAGUUUAUAUAAUAAAUAAUCAAAUUGGUUAUUGAACAUAAA